CUGGAAGCAGGCGGCCCUCAAGCGCGAGGCGGACGAGAUCGGGCGCAACGAUGCGCCGAUGCGCGAGAAGGAGCGCACGCUCUCGGCCGAUUUGGACCGGUCGCGCGCCGCGGAGCGCAGCGAGGUUGCCGCCGCCGACGAGCGAGUCACCGGCUGCCAGCGUGACACGUCGAGGCUGAGCGAGCUCGCCUCGCGGCUGCGCGAGCAGCGCGGGCAGCGGCUGGAGGAGACGUAUCACCGCGCGAGCGAGACGUUUGCCGAGGCGACCAAGCGGCUCGACGAGGAGAAGGCGAGCGCAAAGGCCAAGGCGAAGGAGCUCGAGGAGACGCGCCACCAGCAGGCCUCCAAGGAGAAGCUGCAAUCCGAGGUCCUCGCCAACCUCGAGUACCGCGAGACGGCCAACCGGGAGGCGGAGAAGCAGAAGGAGCUUGACGCGGUGCGACAGAGCAUCCGCGACCUGCCGGGCGGCGGGGCCGUCGAGCCCGAGAUCGACGAGGUCCAGGCCUCCAUCAACAAGAAGGAGCUCGAGAUUCAGCGCAGCUCCGGCGCGGUCGAGACGAUUGGGUCGCGGCUCAAGGAGACGCGCACGCAGCUCAACGAGCACCGCUACCGGCACAUCGACGACCGGCACGCCAAGAAGCUGAUCGAGGUGAAGACGGUCUCUCUCGUCAUCGGCGACCUCGACCGCUACUACAAGGCGCUCGACCGCGCGCUGAUCCGCUUCCACCAGACAAAGAUGGAGGAGAUCAACCGCUCGACCAAGGAGCUGUGGAACAAGACCUACAAGGGCUCCGACAUCGACGGGAUCGAGAUCAAGUCCGAGCACGAGGGGUACACCGACUCGGGCGCGCGCAAGCACUCGUACCGCGUGAUGAUGCGCAAGGGUGACAACCUGCUCGACAUGCGCGGCCGCUGCUCCGCGGGGCAGAAGGUGCUCGCCUGCCUCGUCAUCCGGCUCGCCCUCGCCGAGUCGUUUUGCAUCAACUGCGGCAUCCUGGCGCUCGACGAGCCGUCGACCAACCUCGACACGGCCAACGCCGAGGCCUUCGCCUCCGCGCUGCACGAGGUGAUCGAGCACCGCAAGCAGCAAAAGAACUUCCAGCUCGUCGUCAUCACGCACGACGAGAAGUUCGUCAAGAGCCUCGGCGCCUCGGGCUACUGCAACCACUACUACCGCGUCUCCAAGCAGACGACGGGCGGCGAGAUCCACUCUGCUAUCGAGCAGGUGGCCAUCUCGCAGUUUGACUGAGAGGCGGCGCGGCGCCGCGGAGCAGGAACGAGGAAGGGUUCUGUUUACAUUGAAUGUACGUUGCGCGGGCGCGUUCAUGUGGGCCUUGGAGAGGGGCAGGUGUGUUUUCCGGUACGGAGCACGACACAAACAGCCGGGGAGAGCGGAGUGCGGGGAGACAAAAGGUCAAGGACCCGCGAGUCUCGCGCACCUUGAGGGGCGGGGAUACGGGGUGUGGAGGGUGAGUUGACCAGGGGGUUGUGCGCCGGGCCCUCCUGCUCCGCCGCAGGCGCCUGUUGAUAGGUCCAUGUGAUAGCCCUGGAUGGGCAAUGCAU
Emiliania huxleyi CCMP1516 is the source of this 1563-nucleotide messenger RNA. RefSeq lists its product as hypothetical. The coding region runs from base 59 to 1249 and encodes 396 amino acids. Gene Ontology annotation, molecular function: G-quadruplex DNA binding; single-stranded telomeric DNA binding; double-stranded telomeric DNA binding. The record is from RefSeq and is a predicted model, not a curated record. NCBI's taxonomy places the organism in Eukaryota, Haptophyta, Isochrysidales, Noelaerhabdaceae. Gene Ontology annotation, cellular component: Mre11 complex; condensed nuclear chromosome. Gene Ontology annotation, biological process: telomere maintenance via telomerase; chromosome organization involved in meiotic cell cycle; double-strand break repair. The transcript has 14 exons.